This is a messenger RNA of Symbiodinium necroappetens, 1038 nucleotides long. The record is from the annotation of a GenBank genome assembly. Lineage: Eukaryota; Dinophyceae; Suessiales; Symbiodiniaceae.
AUGGCUGACCAGUAUUCCGGGGAGUGGGUGGACGAUCUCGGCGAGAUGGAGGCGAUUCGCGAUGGGCUCCAAGCUGACCACAGGAUGGCACUCAAAGAAGGCGCCUCUGCUGGCCACCGGCCGCUCUUCUUGAUGUCGGUGCUGCAGCAUUUUCGGGACGUCCAGGUUGGCCAGCCCGCGUAUCCUCGGAUCAACGGCACUUACGUAGACUGCACCUUCGGGCGUGGAGGCCACUCCAGGGCUUUACUGCGAGACUUGACGGAGUCCUCGACGCUCUACGCUUUGGACGUGGACCAAAAGGCCAUCGACGUUGCCAAGCGCCUGGCACGCAGAGACCCACGCCUGAAAGUGCACAAAGCCUCCUUCGCGCAGCUGGGUGCCGUGCUGGGCGAUGUGCGGGUGCAAGGCGUCCUGAUCAACGGUGGCUUCACCACCGACUCGAAGCUGGAUGCUACGCGGGGAAUCAAGCGAGGGCCGCUGGAUCUUCGCUAUGACCGGGAGGCCGGCAUGCCGUGCUCUGAGUGGCUGAACACUGUAAGCUUUGAAGAGCUGUCUCUGUUGCUGCGGGACACCCUCCGGUUUUCGGUCGUGAUGUGCGACCGCAUCGCCUUUGAGCUGCUCUCCGAGCAUCGCCGUGUCGGCGGCCUUACCACCAUCAAACAGGUCCUGACCCUCACGCAGCGGAUGCUGCCACCGAAGGAUGGCGGCCGCGAUGGCGGAUCCACCUCACUGGUGCUGGCCGCGCUCAGGCGAAUCAUCAACAACGAGACAGAGGACACGGCACAGGCAUUGCGAGCCGCCCUGGGCUCCUUGGUCAUCGGCGGCCGCUGUUUGGUCAUCUGUCAAGGUCCUGUCGAUCGGAGCGUCGUCAGCGAUGUCUUAUCUGAGUACGACGAACCUCCGGACAACACCGCGGUUGAUGCAGAUGACGAGAUGCUGUCCAAACUGUAUCCUCUGGCAGGCACGCGAUUGCCGUAUUCCGCAAAACUGGUCUGCCGACCCUUGGCCCUGACACACCGGGAGCAGAGCCGUGGUUGA